AACCCUUUUAAACUUGCAAAUUAAAAAAGGACUAUAUAAUAAGCUGGAGUAACAAAUGUAUGAGUAGGUUGAUGUAUCUAAUAUUCAACGCUGGAGGGUUUCAUAGAUUCUGAGAGAGAAAAAAUUCAAGGUUUAUCAGAAAUAAGGGGAGAAUGUCUGGGGGUGCGAGAAGGGAUCAAAGAGGGCCAUCUCUGUCUCUUCCAAGCAGCAGCAGCAGUGCCAAUGAUGGCGUCAUAGCCAAAUUGAGUAACAGUGUGAGGCAGUCACUUGUCUUCCACAAGACGAAAAGGGCCGCCUCAAAUACUGGUCGUUUCAGCAAGAAAAUCUUCUGGAGCACAGGCAAGGCUGCAUGGAUUGCAGGUACUACUUUUCUGAUUUUGGUGGUUCCUCUUAUUAUUGAAAUGGAUCGAGAGCAGCAGUUCAACGAGCUUGAGAGCCAGCAAGCCAGCCUUUUGGGUGCCCCUCCCGCUCCCCAUCCUUGAUUUAGAAAUACCCAUGUCGAUUUUUCAUGGUGAAUCGAAGAUGGAUUUUUGGAAUUAGGGCUACCAGUGCCUUUUUUAUUGAGAAAGUUGCAUGGUUUAGGAUGGAAUAGGCCCCGCCUUUUUCUUCUAGGCAAUUUGGGACUUUGAUUAAGAAAAUGUUACGCUAUACCCAAUGCUGGAUAAACAAAAUAGUGUUAAUUUUCCCUAAAUUUUAUUAUAGCGUAGCAAAACAAUCUUUCUGAGAUUUAUAAGUGUACGGUGUGUGUCGUUAUGCCCCUAUUUUCGGUUUCCAGCAUUUCAGCUAUCCAUUUAUUUUUUCGUAUGCUUA
This is a messenger RNA of Cryptomeria japonica (Japanese cedar), 810 nucleotides long. Its product is annotated as mitochondrial import receptor subunit TOM9-2. The coding region runs from base 153 to 482 and encodes 109 amino acids. Gene Ontology annotation, biological process: intracellular protein transport. Gene Ontology annotation, cellular component: mitochondrial outer membrane. The record is from RefSeq and is a predicted model, not a curated record. The transcript has a single exon. NCBI's taxonomy places the organism in Eukaryota, Viridiplantae, Streptophyta, Pinopsida, Cupressales, Cupressaceae.